GUCCCCGCGUCCCCUCGUCACCAUCCCCAGUGGGUCCCUGCAUCCCCUCGUUACCAUCCCCAGUGGGUCCCCACAUCCCCUCUGUCACCAUCCCCAGUGGGUCCCCUCGUCACCAUCCCCAGUGGGUCCCACGCUGAGCUCUGGCUUCUCUUCCAGGUCACCAAUGAGAUCACGCCCGUGCUCACCUACUCGUACAUGGCGGUGCUCGUGCCCGUCUUCCUGCUCACCGACUUCCUGCGCUACAAGCCGGUGCUGGUGCUGCAGAGCCUGAGCCACGUGUGCGUGUGGCUGCUGCUCACGGUGGGCCGCGACCUGGCCGCCAUGCAGUUCAUGGAGUUCUUCUACGGCGUGACCAUGGCGGCGCGCGUGGCCUACUCCUCGUACAUCUUCUCCCUGGUCAGCCCCGCGCGCUACCAGCGCAUGGCCAGCUACUCGCGCUCGUCCGUGCUGCUGGGCGUCUUCGCGAGCUCCGUGCUGGGCCAGCUCUGCGUCACGGCGGGCCGCGUGCCCUUCGCCACCCUCAAUCGCGUCUCCCUGGGCUUCAUGGCCUUCGCGCUGCUGCUGGCGCUCUUCCUGAAGCGGCCCAAGCGCAGCCUCUUCUUCAAUCGCCGGGAAGCCGCCGGCCGCGGGCCGUCCCCCUCCGAGCUGGACCACAUGAACCCGGACAAGGCGAAGGCGGCCAAGGGCCGGCCGGGCUGGCGCGGGCUGGCCGCCUGCAGGGGGUCGGUGCUGGGGCGGAUGCUGGCGCAGCUCAGGGACGUCGCCCGCGUGCCGCAGCUGCGCCUCUGGUCCCUCUGGUGGGUGUUCAACUUCGUGGGCUACUACCUGGUCAUCUACUACAUCCACGUGUUGUGGAACGAGGUGAACCCCACCAAGGUGUACAACGGGGGCGUGGACGCCGCCGCGACGCUGCUGGGGGCCGUCACCUCCUUCGCCGCAGGCUUCGUGAAGAUCCGCUGGGCCGUGUGGUCCGAGCUGGUGAUCGGGAGCGUCACCGUCCUCCAGGCCGGGCUCAUCCUGCUCAUGUACUCCACCGGCGACAUCUGGACGUGCUACGUGGCCCUGGUGCUGUUCCGAGGCCUCCAUCAGUUCCUGGUCCCCAUCGCCACUUUCCAGAUCGCCUCAUCCCUGACCAAAGAGCUGUGUGCCCUCGUGUUUGGGGUCAACACCUUCCUGGCCACCAUCCUGAAGACCAUCAUGACCAUCAUUGUGGCCGACAAGAGAGGCCUUGGGCUCCCCGUCCGCUCCCAGUUCCGAGUCUACUUUGGCUACUUCACGGUGCUGGCUGUGGCCUAUUUCUCGGGGGCUGUGUACGUGGCGGUGAAGCACUGUUGGCAGAGCCGACUGCAGAGGAUCCCUUUGGCGAAUGAGUUGAGGAGCCCUGCAGAGAUGUCCGAGAAGGCACAGAGUCCAAAUGAUGACAGUGUCCCUGGGGUCCAGGCCUGACGGGAGAUGCCUCUGGGCGGAAGGACAGCUCUCCCGUGCUCCACCCUAGGAGGGAGGGAAGCCCCUCACCCUACUUCUGGGGGGUCGGGGACUCGAGGGUCUUAGCCGUGGCCUCGUCUCUUCUGCCCCACCUAAUACGGACGGCUUCCUCGAGCUGGGUUUGGGUUUAUGUUAAGAGCACCUUGGGAAACCGAGGCCAAGAGCUUGGUCCAUGCGAUUCAGCUGUAUCACCGUCCAUCCAUCUUUCUUUUGUAAGGCUCCAUCAGAUGGUGAAUUUCUCAUUGUGAUUAAGAAAUAGCCCUUGCCCAGACCACGAAGCGAGGCCAUCCAAGGUCUCAGCUUCUUGGCCAACAGCUCUGGUGCCCCUCUGAGAACCAGGUGAAUUGACUGCCCCAGGCCUUGCCCAAGCUUUGGGGGGACGACUGAGCCAUUCGAGGCAAACAGCUUCAGUGCUUAGCGGGGCUCACCGAAACCCUUGGAGGUGGAGAUGGUGGGCUCUCCUCAGGCACUUUUCACCCACCAGUGGGAUUUCCCAAAGUAAUGGCGACCCAGCAGGGGGAUGCACACCUCCCUGCUUUCCUGCUUUGCUCAGGCCCCCAUAUCCCUGCUCAGCUGCCCUAGGAGGCCCUUGUCAGCUUUCCUAGAAGGCACCCGGAAUUUAAAAGCACCCCCUCUCUGGAGCCCCUCUGUUGUGUGCUGGCUGAUAUGAGACCCCUGUAAGAACGAGAGAGGGUAUCGCUGCUUCGCCCUGCCCCCAUGCAGCUUUGUGUCUGACUUACGAGCAGGCCAGUAAUGAGCCUAGUCCUAGCCCAUCAGUACUCGGGUCCUGCCCCCCGCAGAUCUCAAGCAUCCGUCCCCUGGACAUCCCAGCCUCUCUCGCGCCCACUUUCUUCCCCUGAGGGGCUCUUUGGACCUCAGUUGUUCAGCCUCAGGGAAGAGGGUGGGUGGUGCUCCCUGAAGCCUCCAGCCUCCUGUCCUAAAGCAAUGCCGUGCUGUCUUUUUUGGCUCUUGAGACCUCCUGUGCCCUGAGAGGGGCCCUUGGCUCCCCACCCACCCACUAGUGGCUGCCCCCAGGGCAGGGCUGUUUCCAGGGGAGAGCCGGCCCCCAUGGCUUCCUUACAGCCAUUUCCUUCACAGACAUCCUGAGGGAUGUUGAGCCAGUCGAAUCAUGUUUUGGAGCCUCAGUCUCCCCAUUUGUAAAAUGGGCUGAUACUGACCUACCUCACAGAAAGGUUUGUAGGGUAAAGGAGAGCAGUUGGAAGGAGACUCGGCCAAAGCUCUGGGAACCUCAUUGGUCCACAGUAUUAGCACCCCUGACCCCCCAGGAUAAGGAAGAAGCCCAGACUGGGGGCCGGAAUCCUGGCUGUGCCCCCAGUGACGGUCAUGAGGCUUCUGGGGGUGCCUCAGUUUCCUCUGUAGAAGGCUCGCUGGCCCCCCUCCCUUCUAGAGGUCCUCUGACACUCAAGCAGUGAUGAGAUCGGAGAUUGGGGCUGCUUUUGCCCCCUCCCCCGGUCUCCUGUGGCCCCCCACUCUGGCCCCACUCCAGGUUCCAUCCUGCUCUGGGGACAGAAAUCAGGAUUUCUUUGUGCAAUAAAGCAGCUUGUACCCAG
Messenger RNA from Gracilinanus agilis (Agile Gracile Mouse Opossum), 3056 nucleotides. It is a transcript of the gene SLC19A1, whose product is annotated as solute carrier family 19 member 1. The transcript has 4 exons. Gene Ontology annotation, cellular component: basolateral plasma membrane; apical plasma membrane; plasma membrane. Gene Ontology annotation, biological process: folate transmembrane transport. The record is from RefSeq and is a predicted model, not a curated record. Gene Ontology annotation, molecular function: folate:monoatomic anion antiporter activity; folic acid binding. NCBI's taxonomy places the organism in Eukaryota, Metazoa, Chordata, Mammalia, Didelphimorphia, Didelphidae. Bases 196 to 1446 code for a protein of 416 amino acids.